Molecule: messenger RNA, 2359 nt
Organism: Geodia barretti
Lineage: Eukaryota; Metazoa; Porifera; Demospongiae; Tetractinellida; Geodiidae
Source: the annotation of a GenBank genome assembly
CCCACGAGACCACCCCAGCCCUGUUCUCCAGGCAGUGGACCUGGACUAACACGCAGUGGAGGUCCACGGAGCUCGGAUAGCAGUCGGGAAGGCUCGGGGUCGACGUUUCCGCGGAGUUUGGCGAUCUGUUCUUGCUGGUGAGCCCUCAGCCUCUCUUGCUGUGCCUGUUGCCACGCCGUCAGUUGCUUCAGUCGCUGCAGAACCUGCAGAUGCUCGGCCGCCACUGGCAGGCCCGUCGACAACGCAUCCACCAUAGUUUUCAACCACACAGAGAAUGAUAUCGACAACAACAAACAAGACAACAACAACGCCUCUUUCCUUAUCAACCACUUUAUCUACAACCGCACGACUGACCCGCCAAAAUCGCGGCUCCGUUCACGCUACACGUGGAAUCCGUAUACUAUCUCCGUGUCACGUCAUGUCCAAGGCCCUGGAGGAUUUUCUCCGUUCCCAGCUGUCCACCAGCGUCCUGAGACCUCUGGGGGCGGCAGGAGGAGGAUGCAUCAGUGAUGGGAGGAGCUACCUCACAGACUCUGGACAGGUUUUCGUCAAACACAACACAAAAAGAGAGGCAGAGGUAAUGUUCAAGGGAGAGGCAGCCAGUCUGGAGGCAAUUCUGAAAACGGACACUCUGCGAGUCCCCAAACCUGUGAAGGUGGCAGAGUAUCCAGGCGGAGGGUGGGUUCUAGUCACAGAACAUCUCAACAUUGGGAGUCUGCGGAGUCAGCAAGCUGCCCUCGGCAGACAACUUGCCAGACUGCAUCUUCACAACAUCUCAUCUCUUGAGAAGAGUAACAGAAUUGGAGUUGGAGAAGAGGAGGUGGGAGAGUGUGUGGAUCAGUUUGGGUUCAUCUGUGACACAUGCUGUGGACUGCUACCAAUGCCCAAUGAGUGGAGGAAAGACUGGGUGGAAUUCUACUGCCAGAUGAGGCUGGGGAAACAGUUGGAACUAGUGCAGCAAAAUUAUGGGGAUCGUGAGGCGGCUGAGCUGUGGACACGACUGCAGCGGUGCAUCCCAAGACUGUUCAGAGGAAUCACAGUUCAGCCCUCACUGCUACACGGAGACCUCUGGUCUGGCAAUGCAGGACAGGUUGAACAAACCCCAGUUGCAUAUGAUCCUGCAUCGUUCUAUGGGCACCACGAAUUUGACCUGGCCAUUACCACAAUGUUUGGAGGAUUCUCCCCCGAGUUUUACUCUUCCUACCACGACCUCAUCCCCAGAGCAGACGGCUUCUCUGAUCGCAGUCAGCUCUACCUCCUCUUUCACUACCUCAACCAUUGGAAUCAUUUUGGAUCAGGCUACAGAUCACAGAGCAUUGCUAUCAUGAAGAAACUUGUACAGCACGAUACUCUGUAACAACACGUUGUCGCACAUUACGCAUGCGCAGUGGUUUAUUCCGAACCGCCCGAAACCAGUUUGAACUGAGGUAGACCGGUCGUUGUAGUCUGACGGUGCAGCUAGUUCCAAUUCAAUCGAGAGUCCCAGAGAAUGUCGACGACACAACCAGUAGCUACCUUCAAGGUAAAAGCCGGGACGGCUGCCGAACGUUACGAUUUAGCGGCAAGAUUCUGUUGGCGCGCAUUAUUUGGAACUAUUUCCCCUCCAACAGUUGGUUUUGGUGGGGGACGGCGGUACUGGGAAGACCACGUUCGUCAAGAGGCACUUGACGGGCGAGUUCGAGAAGAAGUAUGUCGCGACCCUGGGUGUGGAGGUUCACCCGCUGGUUUUCUACACCAACCGAGGUCCCAUCAGGUUCAACGUGUGGGACACGGCGGGUCAGGAGAAGUUUGGGGGACUCCGCGACGGCUACUACAUCCAGGGCCAGUGUGCCAUCAUCAUGUUUGACGUGACGGCUCGCGUUACGUACAAGAACGUCCCCAACUGGCACCGGGACCUGGUCAGAGUCUGCGACAACAUACCCAUAGUCCUGUGUGGGAACAAGGUGGACAUCAAGGACAGGAAAGUCAAGGCCAAGAACAUCAUCUUCCACAGGAAAAAGAACCUCCAGUACUAUGACAUCAGUGCAAAGAGCAACUACAACUUUGAGAAGCCGUUUCUCUGGCUGGCCCGCAAGCUGACGGGAGACCCUAACCUGGAGUUUGUGGAGAUGCCAGCCCUCGAGCCGCCAGAGGUCCAGAUGGAUCCCAGCAUGGCUCUCAAGUACGAACAGGAGCUCAAGAUUGCCGCGCAGACUGCCUUACCUGACGGAGACGACGAUGACGACGACCUGUAGAUUACUGAUUAUUAAUUUAACCUGUCCCUGCAACAAUGCAGUUUAUAUACUUGAUUGUCUGUCACUUUGAGUGUUCUGUGUACAUUUUGAUUGCGUUCCUGUGGCCUUUGAAGAUUUACGUCAUG